AUGACUAUGAACGACGGGGUGUCGCCAUUCUCCACCCCAUCGGAUGCGCCGCUGCUAACGAAUCGAAUCGAAUCGAAGGAGGGCAUCGUGCUCAAGCGCUCGCCUCUUGAACGUAUCCUUCGCGUCGAACGGAUCGAGCAUCCGGUGAUUCGGGAGGUUCGCUUCAAGCUCAAGGCCAAGGCUAAUGUCAAUGUUCACGGAGAAGCCAAGACGGGGUGA
This is a messenger RNA of Pleurotus ostreatus (oyster mushroom), 219 nucleotides long. RefSeq lists its product as uncharacterized. The transcript has 2 exons. The coding region runs from base 1 to 219 and encodes 72 amino acids. The record is from RefSeq and is a predicted model, not a curated record. Lineage: Eukaryota; Fungi; Basidiomycota; Agaricomycetes; Agaricales; Pleurotaceae.